Molecule: messenger RNA, 2664 nt
Organism: Pan troglodytes (chimpanzee)
Lineage: Eukaryota; Metazoa; Chordata; Mammalia; Primates; Hominidae
Gene: PGM2
Product: phosphoglucomutase 2
Exons: 14
Coding region: 347-2185 (612 amino acids)
Biological process (GO): purine ribonucleoside salvage; carbohydrate metabolic process
Cellular component (GO): nucleus
Molecular function (GO): magnesium ion binding; phosphopentomutase activity
Source: RefSeq, a predicted model, not a curated record
GCACUUCCUGGUAUCCCAGCAUCUGACAUGUGCCUGGCGCGCAGCAGGAACUCACGGCUUGCUGUAGCCUGGAUGCAUCAGAGACGAUGGCAAAGCCUUCCCACACGUGCCAGGUUCCAGCAACCCACCCUAGCCCCGCAAUUCCUCCUCGCUCACUCCCACCCCCCGCAGCGCACCCGCAAACGGCAAGGAGGCGUGCCCGCCGCGGCGCGCGUCACUUUCCCCCGGACCGACUGGCUCCGCCGCGGCUCUCCCCGCCCCCGCCUCCGCCUCCACGUCUUGGGGCCGGGCCGGAAGGGAGACCUCACCGCCCGCUUCCCUCUGCCGCGGUAGCACAAGCUCAGCGAUGGCGGCUCCAGAAGGCAGCGGUCUAGGCGAGGACGCCCGGCUGGACCAGGAGACGGCCCAGUGGCUGCGCUGGGACAAGAAUUCCUUAACUUUGGAGGCAGUGAAACGACUAAUAGCAGAAGGUAAUAAAGAAGAACUACGAAAAUGUUUUGGGGCCCGAAUGGAGUUUGGGACAGCUGGCCUCCGAGCUGCUAUGGGACCUGGAAUUUCUCGUAUGAAUGACUUGACCAUCAUCCAGACUACACAGGGAUUUUGCAGAUACCUGGAAAAACAGUUCAGUGACUUAAAGCAGAAAGGCAUCGUGAUCAGCUUUGACGCCCGAGCUCAUCCAUCCAGUGGGGGUAGCAGCAGAAGGUUUGCCCGACUUGCUGCAACCACAUUUAUCAGUCAGGGGAUUCCUGUGUACCUCUUUUCUGAUAUAACGCCAACCCCCUUUGUGCCCUUCACAGUAUCACAUUUGAAACUUUGUGCUGGAAUCAUGAUAACUGCAUCUCACAAUCCAAAGCAGGAUAAUGGUUAUAAGGUCUAUUGGGAUAAUGGAGCUCAGAUCAUUUCUCCUCACGAUAAAGGGAUUUCUCAAGCUAUUGAAGAAAAUCUAGAACCGUGGCCUCAAGCUUGGGAUGAUUCUUUAAUUGAUAGCAGUCCACUUCUUCACAAUCCGAGUGCUUCCAUCAAUAAUGACUACUUUGAAGACCUUAAAAAGUACUGUUUCCACAGGAGCGUGAACAGGGAGACGAAGGUGAAGUUUGUGCACACCUCUGUCCAUGGGGUGGCUCAUAGCUUUGUGCAGUCAGCUUUCAAGGCUUUUGACCUUGUUCCUCCUGAGGCUGUUCCUGAACAGAAAGAUCCGGAUCCUGAGUUUCCAACAGUGAAAUACCCGAAUCCCGAAGAGGGGAAAGGUGUCUUGACUUUGUCUUUUGCUUUGGCUGACAAAACCAAGGCCAGAAUUGUUUUAGCUAAUGACCCGGAUUCUGAUAGACUUGCUGUGGCAGAAAAGCAAGACAGUGGUGAAUGGAGGGUAUUUUCAGGCAAUGAGUUGGGGGCCCUCCUGGGCUGGUGGCUUUUUACAUCUUGGAAAGAGAAGAACCAGGAUCGCAGUGCUCUCAAAGACACGUACAUGUUGUCCAGCACUGUCUCCUCCAAAAUCUUGCGGGCCAUUGCCUUAAAGGAAGGUUUUCAUUUUGAGGAAACAUUAACUGGCUUUAAGUGGAUGGGAAACAGAGCCAAACAGCUAAUAGACCAGGGGAAAACUGUCUUAUUUGCAUUUGAAGAAGCUAUUGGAUACAUGUGCUGCCCUUUUGUUCUGGACAAAGAUGGAGUCAGUGCCGCUGUCAUAAGUGCAGAGUUGGCUAGCUUCCUAGCAAGCAAGAAUUUGUCUUUGUCUCAGCAACUAAAGGCCAUUUAUGUGGAGUAUGGCUACCAUAUUACUAAAGCUUCCUAUUUUAUCUGCCAUGAUCAAGACACCAUUAAGAAAUUAUUUGAAAACCUCAGAAACUACGAUGGAAAAAAUAAUUAUCCAAAAGCUUGUGGCAAAUUUGAAAUUUCUGCCAUUAGGGACCUUACAACUGGCUAUGAUGAUAGCCAACCUGAUAAAAAAGCUGUUCUUCCCACUAGUAAAAGCAGCCAAAUGAUCACCUUCACCUUUGCUAAUGGAGGCGUGGCCACCAUGCGCACCAGUGGGACAGAGCCCAAAAUCAAGUACUAUGCAGAGCUGUGUGCCCCACCUGGGAACAGUGAUCCUGAGCAGCUGAAGAAGGAACUGAAUGAACUGGUCAGUGCUAUUGAAGAACAUUUUUUCCAGCCACAGAAGUACAAUCUGCAGCCAAAAGCAGACUAAAAUAGUCCAGCCUUGGGUAUACUUGCAUUUACCUACAAUUAAGCUGGGUUUAACUUGUUAAGCAAUAUUUUUAAGGGCCAAAUGAUUCAAAACAUCACAGGUAUUUAUGUGUUUUACAAAGACCUACAUUCCUCAUUGUUUCAUGUUUGACCUUUAAGGUGAAAAAAGAAAAUGGCCAAACCCAACAAACUAACAUUCCUACUAAAAAGUUGAGCUUGGACAUAUUUUGAAUUUUUGUAAGUGAAGAUUUUUAAACUGACUAACUUAAAAAAAUAGAUUGUAAUUGAUGUGCCUUAAUUUGCAUAAAUCAUAAAUGUAUGUCCUCUCUGUAAUUGUUUUAAUGUGUGCUUGAAAUAUCCAGAAAACCUAUGGAGUUAGUAAAUUCUGGGUUGUCAUAUGUAGGAUAGCCACUUUUUAGGUAUAUGUACAUUUAUAUUUCUAUCAAUUCCUUAUAAAGUAAAAUAAAUGAAUAGAUCAAA